Plasmodium gaboni is the source of this 633-nucleotide messenger RNA. Its product is annotated as peptidyl-prolyl cis-trans isomerase. The coding region runs from base 1 to 633 and encodes 210 amino acids. Gene Ontology annotation, molecular function: peptidyl-prolyl cis-trans isomerase activity. Gene Ontology annotation, biological process: protein folding; protein peptidyl-prolyl isomerization. Lineage: Eukaryota; Apicomplexa; Aconoidasida; Haemosporida; Plasmodiidae. Gene Ontology annotation, cellular component: intracellular membrane-bounded organelle. The transcript has a single exon. The record is from RefSeq and is a predicted model, not a curated record.
AUGAAAAGUACGAAUGAGAAUAUAAAAAAUACUGAGAAAAUAUCUGGGUUAGAAGAAAAUGAAGAACAUAAUAAUAUAGUACCAUUUUAUUUAUCUAAUUUAUUAACAAAUCCAUCUAAUCCUGUUGUAUUUAUGGAUAUAAAUUUAGGAAAUCAUUUUUUAGGAAAAUUCAAAUUUGAAUUAUUUCAAAAUAUUGUUCCAAGAACAAGCGAAAAUUUUAGAAAGUUUUGUACAGGUGAACAUAAAAUAAACAACCUACCAGUAGGAUAUAAAAAUACAACAUUUCAUAGAGUAAUUAAAGAUUUUAUGAUUCAAGGGGGAGAUUUUGUUAAUUAUAAUGGUAGUGGAUGUGUAAGUAUAUAUGGUGAACAUUUUGAUGAUGAAAAUUUUGAUAUUAAACAUGAUAAAGAAGGACUUUUAAGUAUGGCAAAUACAGGACCUAAUACAAAUGGAUGCCAAUUUUUUAUUACCACCAAAAAAUGUGAAUGGCUAGAUGGGAAAAAUGUAGUCUUUGGUAGAAUUAUUGAUAAUGAUUCUUUAAUUUUAUUAAAAAAAAUUGAAAAUGUAUCAGUAACUCCAUAUAUUUAUAAACCAAAAAUUGCAAUCAAUAUAGUAGAAUGCGGAGAAUUAUAA